GCCGGGGAGGCGUUGGGCAGAGCUGGGCUGCGGCUCCGCCCCCGGGGGUUGCCGUUUCCUUAGAAGGCGAAGCCCUAGGCCUGGCCUCUCGCCGCAGGGAGUCCGCGGUUCGCCUCCCGCACCCUUCCAGACCGGGAAUUGUGCGAGCGCGGGAAGACCGGCGGAGCCAGAGCUUCAGCUCGGGCGUGGACGGGGCGGGCGCUGGGGCGGGGCUCGCGCUCGCCGUUUUGAAUGGAAGGAUCUAGAUCGGUGGGGACAGGGGCCAGCGGGUCCUGAAACCACAACUCCACCGCCGCCCCGCGCGCCAUGCGGCCGGAGAGGUGUGGCGCCUCUCGCCUGCGCUUCGGCCAUGGAGGUGUUGCGGCGCUCUUCUGUCUUUGCUGCGGAGAUCAUGGAUGCCUUUGAUCGUUCGCCUACAGACAAGGAGCUGGUGGCCCAGGCCAAGGCACUAGGCCGGGAGUACGUGCACGCGCGGCUUUUGCGCGCGGGCCUCUCCUGGAGCGCACCAGAGCGUGCUUCACCGGCUCCUGGAGGACGCCUGGCGGAGGUGUGCACCGUGCUGCUACGCUUGGGGGAUGAGCUGGAGCAGAUUCGGCCCAGUGUAUACCGAAAUGUGGCCCGGCAGUUGCACAUCUCCCUACAGUCUGAGCCUGUGGUGACGGAUGCCUUCCUCGCUGUGGCGGGCCACAUCUUCUCGGCAGGCAUCACAUGGGGCAAGGUAGUGUCCCUGUACUCAGUGGCUGCGGGCCUAGCAGUGGACUGUGUUCGGCAGGCUCAGCCUGCCAUGGUUCAUGCGCUGGUUGACUGCUUGGGGGAGUUUGUGCGAAAGACCCUGGCGACCUGGCUUCGGAGGCGUGGUGGAUGGACGGAUGUCCUCAAGUGUGUGGUCAGCACAGACCCUGGCUUCCGCUCCCACUGGCUUGUGGCCACACUCUGCAGUCUUGGCCGCUUCCUGAAGGCUGCGUUCUUCCUGUUGUUGCCAGAGAGAUGAGCUGCACACCAGGGCAGGGGCCAUUCCUAGGGCCCCUGGGCCCAACCCAAGAGGCCCACAGCACCUGCAAAGCACCUCCUGCACUCAAAUUGGGAGCAUCCAACCCCUGGGGCCCUGUCCCAAACCCCAUUCCUUUGUGGACCCUGGCCUCUGGGAGGGGUGAGUGGAGAAGGCUGGAGUCUGGAGCUGGCCUCUGUGUCUACUAUAGCUCUUCUCCUGGAACUCCUGCCAGAAAGUCACCAUGAGUGUCCAGCUCUAGAGAAAGGGACCUGUGAACACUUUUACUUGAUGUCCCAGGCCCCACCUUGGGAAGGGGCCUGCCCAGGACAUAAGCUGGUCUCAGUCUGUUUGGGAAGCAGGCCCUGUACAUUUGAUCUGGUUAAUGCAGGAGAAGCCAGGGAUGUUUACUGUCCCUAAAGUCUGAGAAGAAGGCUUCUUGCUGCUGCUUAGGCUAUUUCUAGAUGAAGAAGGUGUCCCUAACCCACAAAUGGGUCCUUUGGGGCAGGGACCAGGGAUGUAGGGCUCUAUGCUAGUAGUUCAGCUGACCAGUAGACAAGAGGCCCUGUGGAUGAGGAGCUCUGUGUAAGUUGUACUCCAAUAAAGUGCUAACCCAGUGAA
Molecule: messenger RNA, 1609 nt
Organism: Psammomys obesus (fat sand rat)
Lineage: Eukaryota; Metazoa; Chordata; Mammalia; Rodentia; Muridae
Gene: Bok
Product: BCL2 family apoptosis regulator BOK
Exons: 5
Coding region: 350-991 (213 amino acids)
Biological process (GO): regulation of apoptotic process; intrinsic apoptotic signaling pathway in response to DNA damage; extrinsic apoptotic signaling pathway in absence of ligand
Cellular component (GO): mitochondrial outer membrane
Molecular function (GO): protein homodimerization activity; protein heterodimerization activity
Source: RefSeq, a predicted model, not a curated record